Austrofundulus limnaeus is the source of this 724-nucleotide messenger RNA. RefSeq lists its product as uncharacterized. Gene Ontology annotation, biological process: DNA catabolic process; proteolysis. Gene Ontology annotation, molecular function: serine-type endopeptidase activity; deoxyribonuclease I activity; DNA binding. Gene Ontology annotation, cellular component: nucleus. The record is from RefSeq and is a predicted model, not a curated record. NCBI's taxonomy places the organism in Eukaryota, Metazoa, Chordata, Actinopteri, Cyprinodontiformes, Rivulidae.
GCAAACUACAGUAUGUGAAAGUGCUGAUGGGACCCCCCCCACCUGCUGCAGUAAAGCUCAAAGCCACAGAAGAACGAUCCAGCGCCCUGCCUUUGUUGCUGCUGUUUGUGUGUUUACUGCCUGCUAUAAAAAGCAUCGGUGCCGUCGUGACUGGUGAUUCUGUGGAAGACGAUGGCCGCCGUACCAGGACCUCCUCUGCUCCUGCCUCUGUCUCUGCUGCUGCUGUUGAGCAUGGCGUCCCCGCCUGCAGCAGCGUACACCCUCAACCCCGAACUGCAGCCGCAGCACAAAAUCCUGCACCUGGAUUGGCCAAAGGAUUGUGGCAUGGCUCACUUCAAACCUAACAUGGCUGAAAGGAUUGUCUCUGGGAACGAGGCCAGGCCUCACUCUUGGCCCUGGCAGGUGUCUUUGCAGGUUCGACCGAGGGGGAGUAAACAUUACAUUCAUGUCUGUGGAGGAACUCUCAUCCAUCAGAACUGGGUCCUCACUGCAGCUCACUGCUUCCAAAAAGGUAAAGCUGAGGAUCCUGGGAGCUGGAGGAUAGUCCUGGGGAAGCACCAGCUGAAGCGUUCAGAGACGGCGGAGAGGAUUUUCCCCGUCAGGAGGAUCUACCGGCACGAGAGCUUCCGUUACCCCACCCACAGCGAGCUGGACUACGACAUCGCCCUGGUGAAAGCUGCCACGGACAUCCUCCCUUCAAACUUCAUCCGCUACGCCUGCCUGC